Molecule: messenger RNA, 1258 nt
Organism: Nothobranchius furzeri (turquoise killifish)
Lineage: Eukaryota; Metazoa; Chordata; Actinopteri; Cyprinodontiformes; Nothobranchiidae
Gene: tnnc2.2
Product: troponin C2, fast skeletal type, tandem duplicate 2
Cellular component (GO): myosin II complex
Molecular function (GO): calcium ion binding
Source: RefSeq, a predicted model, not a curated record
UGCCCCGGUCCCAGAUCCCUAAAUGUUCAGGAUACUAAAUCUGGAGUCCUGUGAGCAGCGGUGGGUGGGGCCUAGGUGUCCAGUUUAAAGUGAGUCUGAAUCUUGUCUUGAUGUCUAGUCUCUCUGUUGGGGUGUACACGGAUUGACCACUCCUUCGGGCCGUUCUUUUACUCUUGGAUAUUUGGGGGGGAACGCUAAUCCGCAAACAUGACCGACGCGCAACAAGAGGCCCGCUCCUACCUGAGCGAGGAGAUGCUGGCUGAGUUCAAAGCCGCCUUUGACCUGUUUGACACCGACGGUGGCGGUGACAUCAGCACCAAGGAGUUGGGUACGGUGAUGAGGAUGUUGGGCCAGAACCCGACGAGAGAGGAGUUGGACGAAAUCAUCGAGGAGGUCGAUGAGGACGGUAGCGGCACCAUCGACUUCGAGGAGUUCUUGGUCAUGAUGGUGAGGCUGCUCAAGGAGGACCAGGCCGGCAAGAGCGAGGAAGAGUUGGCAGAGUGCUUCCGUGUGUUUGACAAGAACGGAGACGGCUACAUCGACAGAGAGGAAUUCGCCCAAAUCAUCCGCAGCAGCGGCGAGCCCGUCACAGAGGACGAGGUUGAUGAGCUGAUGAAGGAUGGAGACAAAAACUCCGACGGCAUGCUGGACUUUGAUGAAUUCCUCAAGAUGAUGGAGAACGUGCAGUAAAUCAAACAGGACUUUUGGACAUUCCUCCACCCUCCUGUGAGACCUCUGUCUGAACACAUCUGCACCAACCUUCGCCCUGCCUCCACCUCUCUGACCCGAAUAAGCACCCACACUCCCCUUGUUGUCCACCUGGUUCACUGCCUUACCUCUCCAUCCUUGUAGCCUUGCAGACAUCCUCAGCAGGGCACCUGGUGGGGGUCGCCGGCUGAGCUGACUCCCUCUGAAGGCAGACAGCAGGCUACCGAUGCUGUGCUGACACUGGACCCCGCCACCGGACAGCAAAGCUGCAAUGAGGAAAUUCAGUCAACACCUUCUGCUGAUUGCUAGGCUUGGUGUCUUCAUCGACCCCCCUCUUUGUGAAGUUCUGAUCCAGAUGUAGUCUAGAUAGAAGGGCAGCCUGUGACCUGCUGCUUAGACCAAUUAAUUCAAUUUCUUCACUGUAAAAAGAAGCUUGAAAAGAAUAAAUGAACUAACACCUGCUCACUUGUAGUCGGUCUGUCAUAUUUAUGGUCUGUGUAAAAAGUAUUUUGUUUUUGAGGAAUUUAAAUAAAAUGCCUUUGUUUCUUCA